Molecule: messenger RNA, 1371 nt
Organism: Salvia miltiorrhiza (redroot sage)
Lineage: Eukaryota; Viridiplantae; Streptophyta; Magnoliopsida; Lamiales; Lamiaceae
Product: putative F-box protein At1g49610
Exons: 3
Coding region: 1-1371 (456 amino acids)
Molecular function (GO): protein binding
Source: RefSeq, a predicted model, not a curated record
AUGGAUGAUGAAUCGCAGGCUCCUCCUGCGCUUCAUGAUCGACUGAGUGAGUUACCCGAUUCCUUAAUCAUUUCGAUUCUUUCGUUGUCAUUGUCGACGAGAGAUGCUGUUAGGACAACCAUUCUCUCCAAACGUUGGAAAGAUCUCUGGACCACCGUUCCCUCCCUUGAUUUUAUGAAUCACAGUCGAGACUUUAUUUGUGGUGCUCUUGCACGAUGGCAAGGUACCAAGCUUCUGAAAUUCAGCAUAAACUUCUAUCCGAUUACUCUGCCUCAACACAGUGAUAUUGAUUCGUGGCUGCUCUAUGCGAUGGAGAAGCAAGUGGAAGAGCUAUCUGUUGAUUUGCGAUACAUUGGAGCUUAUCCCGAUCGUGUGGAAUACUGCGCGCCUCAGCGUUUGUAUUCAUGCUCCUCGCUCACAAACGUAUCUUUAAUUAGUUGUUACGUGGAAAUUGAUGAGAAUGUGCAGUGGAAUCGGCUCAAGAGCUUACACAUUGAAGGUCUCAAUUCCGUGAGCGAACAAGCCUUGAACCGAAUUCUUUCCGGUGCUCCUCUGCUGGAGGAGUUGAUUUUGUGCUUCUGGGAAAUUAGUGAAAACUUGAAUAUUCGAUCUACGAGUUUGAAGACGCUCCAUAUCGGCAGGCAUAAUCGUGAUUUUAGUGGAGUUGUUGUGAAUGGGGGAAUUCUGAGAAUUUGGGCUCCUAAUCUCUUGACUUUACAGAUUUCAGCUGUAUUUCAUGGUAUGUGGUUGUUGGAUGUCCCAUCUUUGAGUUCUGCAAUUCUUCAUAUUGAAAUGCGGGAAGAUGAAGUAAUGCUUGGCCACUUUUCGCCUUCUGCAACUGCAAAUUAUCGAGUUUUUCCGAGCAUUUGCAAUGUUGAGAAGGUCACAUUAUCAGUUUGGUGCACUCAGUUUCUUGUCCACGUAAAGAAGAAAGAUAUGGUUGUGCAGUUCUCGAAUGCUAAGUUUCUAAAACUCUAUGUUCAUGAUGGCUGGGAAAUACUUUGUGUUCUUGAGAUGUUUCCUAAUCUGAUGACGUUGAAAGUUAAAAUCGACCAGGAUUGUUGUCUUACUUCAGCAGAAGAGAUUCACGCGGCGCUUGUUGCAUGUAAUUCGAUGGCGCCUAUGAUGACUUUCCCCAGUCUCUCUCUUCUCCAACUAAAGACAGUUGAUAUUUAUUGGUGGAUAGGCGAAGCCUCAAUCGUUCCUGCCAUAGAAAUUCUGUUGGAAAACGGUCACAUGCUUGAGAAGAUGAUGCUUCGACUAGGUAUGUAUUUAGCUAAUCCAGAGACCUUCACUUUGGCAGAAGAGAAGGUGAUGAGUAUGUCGAGAUCCUCCCCUUAUGCAGAGGUGAUAAUAAGCAAAAAUAGAUAA